This is a messenger RNA of Taeniopygia guttata (zebra finch), 5591 nucleotides long. RefSeq names its product aldehyde oxidase 1 (gene AOX1). Lineage: Eukaryota; Metazoa; Chordata; Aves; Passeriformes; Estrildidae. The record is from RefSeq and is a predicted model, not a curated record. Gene Ontology annotation, molecular function: FAD binding; oxidoreductase activity; iron ion binding.
UUUGCUUUCCAGCACUUAAAUAACACCUUAGAAGGCUGAAGUAAUUAAAUACUUGCAGUCAGCUCAGGAGGUUGAAAACGAUGCCCGUACUAUCCCCGGACCGGCCCCGCUCUCCGCGCCCGCCCCGCAGCGUCGCGGCCCCGCCCCGCAUAACGGGGCGCGUCCAGCUGCCCGGGAUUGCCUGCUGCUCCCGGCUCCGGGCUGCGGACCAUGGCCCUGCAAGGGGCCGCGGCGGCUGAGGAGCUCGUCUUCUAUGUCAAUGGGAGGAAGAUAAUAGAGAAAAAUGCUGAUCCUGAACAAAUGCUCUUGGCUUAUCUGCGAAAGAGGCUCUGUCUUACAGGAACUAAGUAUGGCUGUGGAGGAGGUGGCUGUGGUGCUUGCACAGUGAUGAUAUCAAUUUAUGAACCAGCUUCAAAGAAGAUACGACACUAUUCAGCCAAUGCAUGUUUGCUUCCUAUUUGCUCCUUGUACGGUGCAGCAGUGACUACAGUGGAAGGUGUUGGAAGUACAAAAAGCAGGAUUCAUCCAGUUCAGGAAAGACUUGCCAAGUGUCAUGGCUCCCAGUGCGGUUUCUGCACACCUGGAAUGGUGAUGUCCAUAUACACUUUGUUAAGAAACCACCCAGAACCAACUUCAGAGCAGAUGAUUGCAGCUCUGGCUGGGAACUUGUGCCGCUGUACUGGAUACAGGCCAAUCCUAGAUGCCUGUAAAACCUUCUGUAAGGAAUCCAUCUGUUGUCAAAGGAAAACAAAUGGAAAAUGUUGCUUGGAUCAAGAAGAUGAUUUGUUUGACAAUGAAGAGGAGGUGCCCACCAGCCUGUUUUCAACAGAUGAAUUCCAGCCCUUAGAUCCCACCCAGGAGCUUAUAUUCCCUCCAGAACUAAUGAGAAUGGCAGAAAAUCAACCAAAACAAACUCUGUUUUUUCGUGGGGAGCGAGUAACAUGGAUUUCUCCCGUAAGCUUGGUUGAACUGCUGGAUCUGAAAGCUGCCUACCCUAAAGCACCUCUUGUGGUUGGGAACACCAGUGUGGGACCUGACAUGAAAUUCAGAGGUGUGUUCCAUCCAGUCCUUAUUGCUCCUGCAAGGAUCCCAGAUCUGAAUGUGCUGAAAUACACAAAUGAUGGAUUAACUCUGGGAGCUGCCUGCAGCCUCUCUCUGGUGAAAGACAUCUUGACAAAUGCAAUUGCCGAGUUCCCUGAAGAGAAGACGAGGGUUUUCUGUGCUGUCUUACAGCAACUGAGAACUCUGGGCGGAGAACAGAUAAGAAAUGUUGCUUCAUUUGGUGGAAACAUCAUAAGUAGAAAACCAACCUCAGACUUGAAUCCUGUUCUGGCAGCCAGCAACUGCAUGCUCAAUCUGGCUUCAAGAGGACAAAGGCGACAGAUUCUUCUGAGUGAUAUUUUUGCAGAUGGAGUUGGUAACAAUACCAUUACACCAGAAGAGAUCUUAGUCUCUAUCCAUGUUCCCUAUUCUAGGAAGGGGGAGUAUGUCUCUGCAUUUCGACAAGCACCAAGACGGGAAAAUGCUCUUCCAAUAACCAAUGCUGGGAUGAGGGUCCUUUUUGAAGAAGGUACAGACGUUAUAAAGGAGCUGAGCAUUUUCUAUGGAGGUGCUCUCUCAGCAACCGUCUGUGCGAAACAAACCUGUUGCACACUUACUGGAAGACACUGGAAUGAACAGAUGUUGGAUGAAGCAUGCAGACUAGUUCUUAAAGAAAUUACUCUUCCAGGCUCAGCUGGUGAUGAAAAUGUAGACUAUAAGAAAACUUUGAUGGUCAGUUUCUUCUACAGAUUUUUCCUGGAAGUAUCACAGUCAUUGAAGACAAUGAAUCCUUGCCAUUAUCCUGGCAUUCCUGUGGAAUAUGGGAGUGUCCUACAAGAUUUCAAAACCAGAAUGCCCCAGAGCAUCCAAAUAUAUCAAGAUGUAGAGCCGAGCCAGUCUCCCCAGGACCCUGUAGGACGACCCGUUAUGCACCAGUCUGCGAUAAAGCACGCCACUGGUGAAGCAGUCUACAUUGAUGACCUUCCUUCUGUGGAUGGAGAGCUUUUCCUGGCUGCUGUCACUAGUUCCAGAGCUCAUGCAAAGAUUGUAUCUAUAGAUACCUCAGAGGCCCUAAAAGUAGCAGGUGUGUUUGAUGUCAUAACAGCUCAUGAUGUGCCAGCUGCUAAUGAGUUUCAUUUUUCUGAUGAUCCGGAGAUUAUAUUUGCAAGAAAUGAGGUGAUUUGCGUGGGUCAGAUUGUCUGUGCUGUGGUCGCAGAUUCAGAUGUUCAUGCCAAACAAGCAGCUGCAAAAGUGAAGAUAGAGUAUGAAGUGCUGGAACCAGUAAUUUUAACAAUUGAGGAAGCUAUAAAACACAACUCAUUCUUUGAGCCAAAAAGAAAAUUAGAACAAGGAAAUGUUGAUGAGGCAUUUGAAACUGUUGAUAAUAUAGUUGAAGGGGAGAUUUGCAUUGGCGGACAGAAACACUUUUACAUGGAGACUCAGAGUAUGCUUGCUGUUCCAAAAGGAGAGGAUAAAGAAAUGGAUUUGUAUGUGUCAACACAACAUCCAGCAAUUAUUCAGGAGAUGGUAGCUGCGAGUUUAGGUGUUCCAGCCAACAGGAUCAUGUGCCACGUUAAACGAGUUGGUGGAGCUUUUGGUGGGAAAAUCCUGAGAACUGGCUUACUGGCAUCAGUUGCUGCAGUGGCAGCAAACAAAACCAGCAGAGCAGUCCGUCUUAUUCUGAGCCGAGAGGAUGAUAUGGUAAUCCUUGGUGGCCGACAUCCUUUUAUGGCUAAAUAUAAAGUUGGCUUCAUGAAUGAUGGUAGGAUCACAGCUGUGGAUGCCAAAUAUUAUGUUAAUGGAGGAUGUACCCCUGACGAAUCUGUUCUGGUAGCAGAAAUAUCCUUAUUAAAAAUGGACAAUGCAUACAAGAUUCCCAACCUGAGAUGCUGGGCUUAUGUCUGCAAAACAAAUUUGCCGUCAAAUACAGCAUUCCGAGGCUUUGGCUUUCCUCAGUCAGGACUGGUGACAGAAACUUGGAUAACAGACAUUGCAGAUAAAACUGGUUUAUCACCAGAAAAGAUUAGGGAAACAAAUAUGUAUAAGAAGAAUGAACAGACACACUUCAAACAAAAACUUGAUCCACAGAAUUUGAUACGGUGUUGGAACGAAUGUAUGGAGAAAUCUGCAUACUACAGUAGGAGAACAGCUAUCAAUGAAUUUAACAAACAAAAUUACUGGAAGAAAAGAGGGAUUGCCAUUGUACCAAUGAAAUUUCCAUUUGGACUAAGCACACCUUACCUUUCUCAGGGUGCUGCACUGGUUCAUAUUUAUACUGAUGGGUCUGUGCUUCUGACACAUGGUGGAAUUGAAAUGGGGCAGGGUAUUCAUACAAAAAUGAUCCAGAUUGCUAGUCGGGAAUUGAACAUCCCCAUGUCAUGUAUCCACUUCUGUGAAACGAGCACAACAACUGUUCCCAAUGCAUGUGCCUCGGUGGGAUCUGCAGGGACAGAUGUCAAUGGCAUGGCUGUGAAGGAUGCUUGCCAAACUCUUCUGAAACGCCUGCAGCCCAUCAUUGAGAAGAACCCAACAGGGACCUGGAAUGAUUGGAUUAGAGAAGCUUUUAAACAGAGUGUGAGCCUUUCAGCUACUGGCUAUUUUAGAGGUUACAAUGAAUACAUGGACUGGGAGAAAGGGGAAGGACAGCCAUUCACAUAUUUUCUCUUUGGAGCUGCUUGUUCAGAGGUUGAAAUUAACUGUCUAACAGGAGAUCACAAGAACCUCAGAACAGACAUUGUUAUGGACAUUGGAUGCAGCAUAAAUCCAGCUGUGGAUAUAGGACAGAUUGAAGGUGCUUUUGUUCAAGGCGUUGGACUGUACACAAUGGAGGAGUUAAAGUAUUCUUCAGAAGGAGCCCUCUAUACUCGGGGUCCAGAUCAGUAUAAGAUCCCUGCUGUUUGUGAUAUUCCAGAACAGUUCAGUGUUUCCUUGCUGUCACCUUCUCAAAAUCCUUAUGCCAUCUAUGCAUCCAAGGGGAUAGGUGAGGCAGGAUUUUUCUUGGGAUGCUCUGUGUUCUUCGCUUUGAGGGAUGCAGUAACAGGUGUGAGGAAUGAAAGAGGACUGAAAAAGACCUUUGCACUGAACAGCCCCCUGACUGCUGAGCAAAUACGGGCAAACUGCGCUGAUGCCUUUACUCAGAUGGUGCUUUGCCCCACUGACUGCAUGCUGGCACUGUCACUUCAUUCUAGUUCUCCUUGCUAUGCCCAGUACUCUUUGGGAGAAAAAUAAUUAACUCAGAGCUACACAAAGAGAUAGAAGAAAAACAAUCAAGAUGGAAAACAAUGAAGCUUCCUCCUUGGGCCACAUCUGUGUGAAUGACAAACCAUAGUGCACAAGACUGGAAUGGAAAACUGAUUUACUGCCCCAAGACAUACUAAUCAACACACAGAUAAAUGUAUUUUCUCUUUUCCUUAAUAGAAUCAGCUACCAAAAAUAUGCACUUUAUAUCUUACAUUCUUAUCUUCAUUCUUUCUCCAGUGUACUUAUUAGAGUAUUUUGCUUAAAUGACUGCAAUUUAAUUGUCAGAAAUAAAUCCUUUGUAUGUUAACCAUAUGUUUUCAACAAAAAAUAUCUGCUGAUCAGCACAGCUCAAAUGCUGCAGAAGAAGAAAGUUAGAAUGAAGUGUAAAGGUAUGCUAGAUAACUUACUGCCACAUAUUACACUAAACAACUUCAUAUGAUAAAUGAUUUUAUAAUAGCUUCAGCUAAUUUUCUAAUUUAGAUUUGAGUCUUGCAGUGAACUGUGAGUGCAGAGAAUGUUGUCAAAGAAUCAGAACCUUGUUUGUUGGAUUCAGAGCCUUUUUGACCAGAAGUGAUGUUCUGACUUUUAGUAAAGCUGGUUUACAAUCUUUUGGCACAGCUAUUUUUGUGUUAAAAACAUGCAAGAAACAAGAGUUAUGAUUCUCUUUUGCUAUGCUAGGCAAGUGGCCAUGGCUGGUCUAGAUAUAUAGAAUUUUAUCACAAAAGUUGACAGUUGCAAUUUCCACCAGAAGCCUUCUUUAUCUCAUGCAGCAAGCCAAAAGCCUCUGAACAGAAUGGGAAAAUUGACAGAGUUCAGUGUGUUUUGAAUGGGAGAAUGGACGGCAUGUCAGCCUGCAGGCUCUUAUUAUUUCACUGCCUCUGUGUUCCACAAUUUCUCUUGUCUUCCCUCCAUUUGUUAAGCUGACAGUGUAUCUGUGACAGAAAUCAGGUCAGUCACUUUAACAGCUUUUGCAUUGACUAUUAAGAUAUGAAAUCUUUAUUGUUUCAUUUUUUCUCUCUGUAACCAUGAUGAGUUGGUGAAAUGCAGUUGCUAAACAGAGGUGUCUGGACCAUUUUAGAUGUCAUAAGACAGUAGAGACAUGGCACAGGAGAGUACAGGACCGGAAGAUAUACAGUAGCUUGAGACCAGGCAGGCACUAGUAAUUGUAAUCAUUGGAAGUGAUUCUGAAAGUGAUUUAGGCAGCUGAAGCCCUUUUGGGUUUACUUAAGUUUCUUCACUUUCUUUGUAUUAAUUUGGCUUUUAUAUGUUGUUAGAAGUCAAUAAAUUAAAUGUGAAUGCUGCUGCUACAA